AUGGAAGAUAAGUUAAUUCUGUCCGUGUUUAACUUUCCUGAACUUUACAACGCGACGCUCCCGAACUACCGCUGCACGCAGAGCCGUGCGGCGGCGUGGAAGAGCAUCAGCCUGACGCUAGGGCUGCCCACCGACGAAUGCAAAAAGAAAUGGAAGAACAUGAGAGACCGGUACCUGAAGGAGGUGCGUCUGGAGGUGAAGAGCCGCUCCCUGCUCUCGGAGCCGGUGCAGAGCCGCUGGAGGUACAGGCAGCUCAUGAACUUCAUCGCUCCCUUCACCGGCUCCAGGGUCAGCCUCAACGACAUGUGCCCUGAGGACGAGCCGGAGAACCAAGACCCGGAACCAGGAAGCGCCCAGGGCCUCACCGGCACCGCAGACACCAUCAAGACCCCGCGCUCCGGAGCCAAAGCCAUCCCACACACCGACACCAAGCCUCGCAUCGCCUCUGUGCCGCAGGACCCUCAGGCCUCCAAGAUCUCCUCCAGCAUCUCCCCCAUCGUCAACAAACCAGGACGCAAGAGACGCUACGCCCAGCCCGAGAGGAGGACCAGCGCCGCCGCAGACCAGGGCGCUCCGGAGACCAGCGACACGACCAGAGAUGAGGACCAGCUGUUCCUGCUCAGCUUCGUACCAGCGCUGAAGAGACUUGCUCCUCAGAAACGCUGCGAGACCAAGAUGAGGAUCCAGCAGCUGCUGUACGAGGCCGAGUUCAACGUGUGCGAGGCGGAGAGAGAGGCCCAGGACUGA
Messenger RNA from Knipowitschia caucasica, 747 nucleotides. The record is from the annotation of a GenBank genome assembly. NCBI's taxonomy places the organism in Eukaryota, Metazoa, Chordata, Actinopteri, Gobiiformes, Gobiidae.